This is a messenger RNA of Triticum aestivum (bread wheat), 5083 nucleotides long. RefSeq names its product nucleolar GTP-binding protein 1. Bases 2331 to 4337 code for a protein of 668 amino acids. Gene Ontology annotation, molecular function: GTP binding. The transcript is spliced from 6 exons. The record is from RefSeq and is a predicted model, not a curated record. Lineage: Eukaryota; Viridiplantae; Streptophyta; Magnoliopsida; Poales; Poaceae.
GCACGAAACCGAGGCAAUCCAUACAAGGCCGCUCCCCUCGAUCGCAUCCAUCAUACAACCUCGCCGCCGCCAACGAGGUACGGGAUCACCGCCGCCGAGCCGAGGCACGGAUCGCAGCCGCCGAGCGAUCUUCCUCAAUCUUUUGUCUAGGGUUCCCCGCCUCCGCCGUCGAUGGCGACGGCGCCAUCCCGGAACCUCGGGGCAGGUCAGGACUCCAGGCAGGUCGUGCUUGUGUGGAGUCGCCGCACUCCGCACGCCGCUGCCGCCGCCGCUGACGCCGCCGCUGAUCCCUACGGACGAAGCCGUCCAACGAACGGCCGCUGCAGGCGCCACAACAGCAGCUCGUUACCGAAAUAUCAGGGGCGCAGAUGAUGUACAGGAUCAUCUCGUCCAUGCCAUGGAACAAAGCCACCUGCUUGAUUAGCUCCAAACAGAGGUAAGGCUUGAUGCCCCGCUGGAUCAACUAUUUUUACAAUAUUGUUGUGACUUUGUAAUGACUGUAGCCCAUUUUUUCUUCAUUGUUCUUUGGUCCUUUUUGGGAGAUUCAACAAAUUUCUUCCAAAUUAUCACAAAUGGAGAUGUUUGUCUGAACCAUUAUGUAAAAGAAUUGAAAUCACUGACAUAUUAAAUUCAGCCAUAAUUGCAUGAACGAGUGAGUGCUGAGUAGCAAAGCCAAUUUUUGCCAGUUCAGAUAUCUAGCAACAUAAUAAUAAGACCACUAAAACCAAUAAUGGUACUAUAUGUCUUACAAAUUAAUUUACCCGUACAACGGAUUGAGGCAGUAGAUUACAGAGGCCUGCAUCAUGAUGGCCCUUUUCAUGUCAGUUAUCUUGGACCAGUAAAAGGUAACCGCAUCUCUCUUACAAUUUUUUGGACUAUUAAUAUUUUCCCUGUCUCAGCCAACCAAAAGAUACUUUCAUGCAGCUAUUUCUAAUUUAAUUUAAACCAAGAUGACUUUCACCAGUCCCUUUUUUUUAGUUUUCAUGCAUUUAUCAAGGCGCUACUUUGUUACUUGGAAUGAUAAAAUAGCUACAAUAGAUAUGCUGAUUUUGUGUUUGAAUCAGUGUGUACUGUUAUGAUGAGUGCCUCUUUUAUUUGCCAAGCUCCAAUGGCUUACCAAGAUGUGGCUUUUUUCAUUGACCAGGUAAUUAAAUUAUGAAUUUGAAAAAAGUGAAGGUGAGGUAGAGAAUAUUGGUCAUGUCAAGAAAUAAUGCUUGUGUUGUUUUAUUCCAGUCAAUGUAUUGUUUCUCCGGCUCGUGAACUGAGAGGACCUUCGUUCAAGUAUUAUGGAAGCUCAACCGGGUACUUUCGGAGUCGACUGAUUAAAAGCUAGACACUGAUUCUUUUUAUUUCGUAAUUUACUUUGUUGUGAUCCCAACAAUUUGUUUUUAUUUCGAAAUUGGUAUUAAUCUUGGCAUAGGAAACUCGUAUGCUGCUGUGACCAUAAUUUGAAGUGACAUUGUGCUCAAUCAACCAUUAUUUGGCUCCGCUGAACGUAAUUGCAGGGUGUAAGCUCUUCUAUUCUCGCAACAGUUAGUCCUAAAGGACCAAAGGUCCUUUAAAUAUGUUGAAAUAUUAAUACAAAUGUAGCAUCAAUGGCAUUAAAAUGGAAUAUGAAAUCGGGUAAUUCGAUAUUGGUGUAUUUGUAGAUAGGUUUCUCAUCUGUGAUUUUUUCGCAUAUAGUUUGCUGCUUUAUAAACUUGUAUAACUAUGCACUGUUGUGAUGUCGUUAUGAAAGUCGUUUCUGGUGCAGAUGAAGAACAGUUCCUAAAUAUCAUCAUUGCACCUAACAACAAAGUGCAUUUCUCCGUUGAUCUCUUCUUACAUCACGAAGCAUUUCUAUGUUUCAUAUACAUAUUGAUAUAUUUUAUCUGUGCAUUUGUAGGACUGAAGGUGCCUCCAUAUUUUGAAGUACUUAAAUCCAGCGUGCAACAACCAAUGUCAUAUCACGUGGUCAGCAGGGAAGGGUAGCAUGGUGACAAGACAACCAUCAUCGGCAAUGGACGACUGAGCAGAGGAUUGGCUCAAUGUAGAUGCAGAAUCGAGAGGAGACCUAAACAAGCUUCCUCUCAGUUCAGAAAAAAAAAAUCAUUUCUGGCAUAACCUGGGAAGGAUUCUGAUCAAGAAUCACUGUUGCUGGAGGUUCCUCGCAAUGGACGGCACCGAUAGGCAAAACUUCUUUGUUACCCACACCAUCUCUACAAUAAGAGGGCGUGCAUAUGGAAAAAGAAGGAUAUGAUGAUCUACUUAUCGGCUCCUAGGAAUGAAGGACUGUUUUUCUUUCUUUAAGUGCUUAUCAGGAAUAAGUAGCCAAGCUUUACAGUGGCGAAAUGGUGCAGUAUAAUUUCAAGAAAAUCACUGUUGUCCCUCCCAGGAAGGACUUCAUUGACAUAAUCUUGUCCCGCACUCAGAGGCAAACGCCAACUGUUGUCCACAAGGGCUAUGCUAUCAACCGCAUUCGCCAGUUCUAUAUGCGCAAGGUUCGCUACACUCAGCAGAACUUCUACGAAAAGCUGUCCACCAUCAUCGAUGAGUUCCCCCGACUGGAUGACAUCCACCCUUUCUAUGGCGAUCUCCUUCAUGUGCUCUACAACAAGGACCACUACAAACUUGCCUUGGGCCAGAUCAAUACGGCUAGAAAUAUCAUUGCAAAGAUCUCCAAGGACUAUUUGAGGCUGCUCAAGUAUGGAGACACCCUGUACCGGUGCAAGUGCCUCAAGGUUGCUGCACUAGGUCGCAUGUGUACUGUUCUGAAGCGCAUCAGUCCUAGUUUGGCAUACCUGGAGCAGAUCAGGCAGCACAUGGCCAGGCUUCCAUCAAUUGACCCAAACACCCGUACUAUCUUGAUUUGCGGCUAUCCAAAUGUUGGGAAGAGCUCUUUCAUGAACAAGGUUACAAGGGCUGAUGUGGACGUACAGCCUUAUGCUUUCACAACAAAAUCCCUUUUCGUUGGCCAUGCAGAUUACAAGUAUCUGCGGUACCAAGUGAUUGACACUCCGGGGAUCCUUGAUCGGCCUUUUGAGGACAGGAACAUCAUAGAAAUGUGCAGUAUCACCGCUCUUGCCCACUUGAGGGCUGUUGUGCUGUUCUUCUUGGACAUCUCUGGUUCUUGUGGGUACACUAUUGCUCAGCAAGCUGCACUCUUCCACAGUAUAAAAUCCUUGUUCAUGAAUAAGCCUCUAGUCAUUGUGUGCAACAAGACUGAUUUGCAGCCGCUUGACGGGCUUUCUGAAGAGGACAUGAAGCUGGUAAUGGAGAUGAAGUCAGAGGCUAUGAAGACUAUACCUCAAGGUGGAGAUCCUAGUGAAGAGGGUGUUUUGUUGACUAUGAGUGCUUUAACAGAUGAGGGUGUGAUGGCUGUUAAAAAUGCUGCAUGUGAGAGGCUUCUUGAGCAGAGGGUGGAGAUCAAGAUGAAAUCAAAGAAGAUCAAUGACUGCUUAAAUAGGUUUCAUGUUGCUAUGCCCAAGCCUCGUGACAACAGAGAUAGGCCUACUUGCAUUCCUCAGGCUGUUCUUGAAGCUCAAGCAAUUGCUGCUGCAAAGGAAAAGAAGAAACUUGAGAGGGACCUUGAGAAUGAGAAUGGAGGUGCUGGUGUCUAUUCCGCCAGUCUCAAGAAGCAUUACUUAUUGGCCAAUGAUGAAUGGAAGGAAGAUAUUCUCCCUGAGAUAUUGGAUGGGCAUAAUGUUGCUGAUUUCCUGGAUCCGGAUAUCUUGGAAAGGUGUGAAGAACUGGAAAGGGAGGAGGGUCUUCGUCUUGAAGAAGAAGCUGCUCAGGAUGCUUUCAUGGUUGAUGGCCAUGACGAGUUAACUGAAGAACAGCGUGAGAUAUUGGGUAAGAUUAGGAAGAAGAAGGCAAUGUUCAUCCAAGAGCAUAGGAUGAAGAAGAGUACUGCAGAGAGCCGGCCUAUUGUUCCAAGGAAGCAUGACAAAGAUAGGAAAUUCACAACCAAGAGAUUGGGCAGACAACUCACAUCUAUGGGCGUUGAUCCUACUGCGGCUGUGAACCGACUUCGCAGCCAGUCAAGAGGCCGUAAGCGUGAGAGGUCACUGAGCAGAGCUGAUGGUGACGCUAUGGACGUUGAUGGCCAGCAUUCCGACAAGAAACUGCGUACAAGGUCGAGGUCCAGGUCCAAGUCACGACCAAUUGAAGAGGUUGUGCCAGGUGAAGGACUCAGGGACACUGCUCAAAAGAAGAAGGCCAUCAAGAAAUCAAGGGACUCUGUGAAGAACAGGAACAAGGAGGCUCGCCGUGGAGAGGCUGACCGCGUCAUCCCCACCUUAAAACCGAAGCAUCUCUUCUCUGGGAAACGAGGCAUUGGAAAGACCAGCAGGCGAUAAGCCAGCCAAUCUGGACAUUGCUGCUUGCGAUCACUGGAUCAGGAAGUACAGGAUCACUGGUAUUUUUGGUGCUGGGUAUCUAUGGGGGAGGCUUGAGCACACCAAGCUGGCAGGAGAUACUACUAGUAUCUACAUUUUCAUUUUUGUCUGUUACGCGUUGUCCUCAUUUGUUAGAUUAUGCCGAUCGUUGCCGAAGUGUAUGGUACCUUUGGUUUAUUCCGCGCUAGUGUGGAGUAGACUCAAAUUUUGUUUGAUGAUGUUCGAACGGGCCGCUUGUUUUAUACUCCCUCUGUAAACUAAUAUAAGAGCGUUUAGAUCACUAUUUUAGUAUUCUAAAUGCUCUUAUAUUAGUUUACGGAGGAAGUACUUUUUAUACUGAAGUGUGUAGGUGCUGUGAUGUUUCAGUUGGUGUUUCUAGGCAUUCAGAGAUUAUAAGGUUAGACUCUGCCCUGUUGCACUUGAGGUCUGGAACGUGUGAGUUUGAGUAAUUUCAGUAGGUACUCCGCUCCUGCAAGCAGUUGCGGUGUAGUAUUUUCUGGUGCCAGCGCUUGCCCUUGAUGUGAAUCUUUCAGGUUAACUUUGAAGAACACGUUUCUUUUCUCAUCUUGAAGGUCUUGCUGCUGGGCAGUGUCCCUAGGUAACUGCGAGGCUGUAGUCUUAUGCUUGGGCUUUUUCUUCAUUUUUUGAGAAAUAUACUUGCUGUUUGUUUGGCGCUUGUAACCUUAAGCUGGAUGUUUCGACUGGGU